Molecule: messenger RNA, 4806 nt
Organism: Acanthamoeba castellanii str. Neff
Lineage: Eukaryota; Discosea; Longamoebia; Acanthamoebidae
Product: serine/threonine kinase
Exons: 24
Coding region: 1-4806 (1601 amino acids)
Biological process (GO): protein phosphorylation; intracellular signal transduction; cyclic nucleotide biosynthetic process
Molecular function (GO): ATP binding; protein kinase activity
Source: RefSeq, a predicted model, not a curated record
AUGUGGGGCCAGUGCAGUGACGCUUUCCCAUACAAGACGGACAACGUGCUGCUGAGCUACAAGCAGGUGCCCCUCAUCACGUCAGCCUGGGCCAGCCUGGAGUCGGGUGCGGCGAGCUUCGUCAGCUGCGACGGCGAACAGCCGCAAGACGUCGUGCCCCCGGGGACGCUCCAGCUGCCCGUCGCCGCCCACGCCAUCAUCAUCGUCUACAACGUCCCUAACGUCACCGCAUCCUUGACUCUGGACGGACCAACGCUGAGCCGAAUCUGGUCGGGCAACAUCACCAAGUACAACGACCCGCAGCUGACGGCCCUCAACCCCGGACUGCCGCUUCCCGACCAUGACAUCAUCCUGGCUUACGUGCCGACGGACGACGGCAUCUCCACCCUGUUCAAGCGGGCUCUGGCUUCUUUUGGUGAUGAGUUCAAGAGCGCCAACUUCUCCUUUGACGAUCUCUUGCCCGUCUCGCAGAACCGGACCUACCGAGCGGCGAAUAUGAUCGACCGCCUCAACUACGCUGUGAACAACAAGUACGUGAUGACCUAUGUCGAGCGUUCGAACACCUACAAGCGAAGGCUGCCCUUGGUGAACAUGAUCAACAAGGCCGGCAACAACAUUACGCUCAACGCCACCGCUGCCAAGAGCGCCAUGGACGACUACAGCGCCGUCGUUCGUUCCGGCAAUCUGGUCACUGACGUAUUCAACGGUCCCGGCGCGCUCUCGUGGCCGAUGACCUUCGUGAUCGUGGCGGCCACCCGCCAGGAGUUCAAUUCGUCGGUGACCGACUGCACGACUGUGUCAUCGAUGGCCGACAUCUUCAGCUGGAUGCAGGUCAACAACCAGAUCUCCACGGCCAUCGCCCGCGGCGGCGCGUUCACGCUGACGACAGUGUACUACAAGCGGAUGAUCGAUGGUUUGGGCAGCAUCAAGUGCGGCGGUGUGCGUGCCUUUAACUCGUCGUAUCUCAUCGGCGAGGGCACGGCGAUCAACACUGUCAGCGAUUGGAUUCAGGGCUACAAUGGCAACACCUUCACGCAGAAAUACUUCUCCGUGCCCUCGGUGAAAGCCAUCGAAGACUUGGAUGCCGGCGACAUCGACUUUGCCAUCGGCCUGCCCUCUGGGGUAACACUGUCGAACAAGCGCAGCGUGGAGAAUCUGGACGGCGUUGAGGCCUUCCCCGGCGCCGCCGCUGCUGUGAUCCCCGUCUACAACAUCCCUGAGCUUCAGGCCUCUUCUCCAUUGGUGUUGAGCAUCGAUGUUCUUGCCGAGAUCUACCUCGGCCACGUGACUUCAUGGAACGAUCCCUUGAUUCAAGCUCUCAACCCCGGCGUUGUUCUCCCCGAGCAGCAGAUUGUAGUCAUCAUAACUACGUCGAGCUCAACUGUGACCUCCGCUUUCACCAAUGCUCUCGCCAAGCGCAGCCAAGAGUUCAACAUAACGGUGGGCUCGAACCUGAGUGUCACUUUCCCAAUCCAAGCCCUGAAUCACACCAUCAGCGGCCCAUACUCGAUUGGACCUCUGCUUGAGUUGGCUGGUCUUACGCCGUACUCACUCACCUGGACCCUUAGCGGCAACAUCAACGCCAACAUCACCUUUGCCUCGCUCCUUAACACGGCCGGGACCCAGGUAGUGGCGGCCACGGCUUCGUCCGUAUAUGCUGCUGUGUCCGACCUAUCACAGACCAACAUCGGCAUCAUUGGCCAGUUCACUCUAUCUACCCAUCCUACGGCAUGGCCGAUCGUGACGAGCCUGCCCUUCCUGCUGCGGUUGAGUUCCGAGACGUUGGACUGCUUGAAGACCAAGACGCUCAUCAACUGGAUCUAUUGGACGCAGACCGAGGGCCAGGCCUUCCUCCUGGCCGAAGGGUCGGGCACCAUCUCAGCUGGCCAGGUGCCCUUUAUCCAGCGAAGCACUCUCUCCUCGCUUUCUACGUGUGCGUGCUUCUCGGGCUAUGGAGGGAACUUCUGUGAACAGACCUUCCAGGCCGCCACCAGCUCGUCCGACAAUCUUGCCCUCAUUCUCGGCAUUGUUAUCCCGAUAUCGGUGGCGCUGUGCCUUCUUCUUCUGUGCCUCAUUCUCGCCGUGGUCUGCUUCACCAAGUACAACCGCAAGAACCGGGAGGAGUGGAACCUCAACUGGGACGAGCUCGACAUGGGCGAACCGCUGGGCGCGGGCGGCUACGGCGAGGUGUUCAAGGCCAAGUGGCGCGGCACCGAAGUCGCCGUCAAGAUGGUGGCCUCGACCACGCAGGUGACCAAGGAGAUGCAAAAGUUCUUCGCCGACGAGAUCCACGUCAUGACCACGUUGCGCCACCCGAACGUGGUGCUGUUCAUGGCGGCAUCCACCAAGCCGCCCAAGAUGUGCAUCGUCAUGGAGUUCAUGGCCCUCGGUUCCCUCUACGAUCAAUACCACCACCACGAACAGUUGCUGCACAACGAGUUGAUUCCCGAGAUUCCGUUCAAGCUCAAGGUCAAGAUGGCCUUCCAGGCGGCCAAGGGCAUGCACUUCCUCCACUCGUCGGGCAUCGUGCAUCGCGACCUCAAGUCCCUCAAUCUGCUCCUCGACGCCAAGUGGAACGUCAAGGUGAGUGACUUCGGAUUGACCACGUUCAAGAGCAACAUCAAGAGGGGCGGUGCGGCCGGGGUGGCGACCGUCCACUGGAGCGCGCCAGAGGUGCUCAACGAGUGCCACGACGUGGACUACAUCCUGGCCGAUGUCUACAGUUUCGGAAUCAUCCUGUGGGAGCUCCUCACCCGCGAGCAGCCCUACAGUGGCAUGAGUCCUGCGGCAGUGGCGGUGGCGGUUAUUCGAAACAAUACGCGUCCGACGCUGCCGUCGUCGAUUGAAGACACGGAUCGCGACUUCGUGGAUCUGAUGCAGGCGUGCUGGCACGAGGACCCCACCAUUCGCCCGACCUUCCUCGAGAUCAUGACUCGGCUCAGCUCGUUCGAGGGCGGCAUGUCGCGUUCCUCCUACACCUCCCACUCGUCGUCCAGUUCUUCGAUGUCGUCUACAACGGAUCAUCGCACCAACAAGCUCAGCCACCACUCGGGUCGGUCAAGCUCGACGGCCUCGUCCGGCGACGGGUCGUCUGGCGACUCCACGCACGGCUCGGGCGUGAUGGUGCCGCAUGGCGUCCGCGCUCCCGACGGCGAGGUGGCGAUCGUGUUUUCGGACAUCACGCGCGCGGCUUCUUUGUGGGAGCACGAUCCGGCCGCCAUGCGCGAUGCCACCGCCGCACACAACGAUCUCCUGCGGUCGCUGGCGACCAAGUACGGCGGAUACGAGGGCGGCGUGGGCCGCGAGCGGAACACAGGCGAGGGCUCCUUCUGCCUCGUGUUCGUGCGUGCCUUCGAUGCCCUGCGCUGGUGCGUCGAAGCGCAGAACGCCCUGCUCGCCGUGGCCUGGCCCGAGACCUUGCUCUCGCACCCGGGCGCCGCCGAGGAGGUCGACGGCGGCAUGGACGAGCGCACGGUCUUCCGUGGUCUGCGGGUCCGCAUGGGCGUCCACGUGGGCCACCCGCGGGUAGUGAAGGACGCCAUGACCCGACGCGUCGAGUAUGUGGGGUCGGCGGUGAACACUGCAGCGCGCAUGACCGCGCUGGCACACGGCGGCCAGGUCGUGGUGUCGCAGCAGGCGAGCGACAAGCUCGCCGUCGAGGUGACGGCCGUGGCCUCCACCGAGCGGCUGCUGACCGAGCUCACCGAGGAGAAGCGGCUCAAGAAGCUGGGUCGGUUCGAGAUGCCCGACAUGGUGGGUGGCGCCACCCUCUACGAAAUGAAGGUGCCGGGCCUCGAGGGCCGGUACUUCGGCCGCAUGGCCCUGCAGAAGGGCUACGGCGACAACGACAACAGCAACUCGAGUUCGUCAGUGCACAGCGAUGACGGAUCGAUGAGGGACAGGGUGGGCGAGGCGAUGGCCUACAAGGAAGAUCACUUCCUCACGUCGGCCAACCUCUGUCGAUGGGUACACCCCCCCAAGAACAUCAGCGGAGACGGCUAUGGCCCACCAGCUGACAAACGCAAAACAAAACAGGUCGGAAUGGGUAGCUACGGUAUGGUGUACAAGGGCAUGUGGAAGGGCGUUGAGGUGGCGGUGAAGAAGUUCAUCCAACAGAAGCUCGACGAGCGGCGCAUGCUCGAGUUCAGGGCCGAGGUGGCGUUCCUCUCGGAGCUGCACCAUCCCAACAUCGUCCUCUUCAUCGGGUCAUGCGUCAAGCGACCCAAUCUGUGCAUCGUAACCGAGUUCGUGAAGCGCGGCAGUCUCAAGGAGAUCGCGGCCGACCACACCAUCAAGCUCAGCUGGCCUCUCAAGCUGCACAUGCUCAAGAGCGCUGCCCUGGGAAUUAACUACUUGCACUCCCUCUCACCCGUGAUUGUGCACCGGGAUAUCAAGCCGUCGAACCUGCUGGUGGACGAGAACUGGAACGUGAAGGUGGCCGACUUUGGCUUUGCGCGCAUCAAGGAGGAGAAUGUCACCAUGACCCGCUGCGGAACACCCUGCUGGACCGCGCCGGAGGUGAUUCGUGGAGAGAAAUACUGCGAGUCGGCCGACGUGUACAGCUUUGGCGUCGUCAUGUGGGAGGUGGCCGCGCGCAAGCAGCCGUUCGCCGGCUGCAACUUCAUGGCGGUGGCCAUCGAAGUGCUGGAAGGCAGGCGGCCCAAGAUUCCUGCUGACUUGCCUCCUGUCUUCAAGAAGCUCAUCAAACGAUGCUGGCACCGGGACCAAGCCAAACGCCCCACCAUGGAGGAGGUGAUAUCCACCCUCGAUGACCUGAAGGGCGUCGCCAACCAGGACAAGGUGUGA